Messenger RNA from Galeopterus variegatus (Sunda flying lemur), 1026 nucleotides. It is a transcript of the gene CD244, whose product is annotated as CD244 molecule, natural killer cell receptor 2B4. Bases 1 to 1026 code for a protein of 341 amino acids. Gene Ontology annotation, cellular component: external side of plasma membrane. Lineage: Eukaryota; Metazoa; Chordata; Mammalia; Dermoptera; Cynocephalidae. Gene Ontology annotation, biological process: natural killer cell activation involved in immune response. The record is from RefSeq and is a predicted model, not a curated record. Gene Ontology annotation, molecular function: MHC class I protein binding. The transcript has 8 exons.
AUGGUUGGCCUCUCUGGAGAGCCCCUCUGGUUACGGCCCCACAACACUCAGACAAAGGCACACUCUGUUCAAUGGAAGGUGCGGCUGUUCUCACAUUCAGAAUAUCGUGUGAUAUGGACUUGGAAGAAUGGUUCCCAUCUGGACAAUGAAUCUUCGACUUUGGAUUCUUUUGACAAUAAAUUCAAUUUUACAAUCAAGGACUUGGCUCUUUGCAUCAAGGCAGCUCAGCAGCAGGACAGUGGCCUCUACUGCCUGGAAGUCACUGAUAUAUCUGGGAAAGUUUGCAGAACCCAGUUCCAGGUUCUUAUAUUUGAUCCUGUUGAGAAACCCCACCUGCAGGUGCAGGUGAAGGUUCUGGACACAGGGAAGUGCCAAGUGGCUCUGAACUGCUCGGUCUCCAAGGAUGGCAAUGUGAGCUAUGCUUGGUACAGAGGGAGUGAGCUGAUCCAGACAGCAGGGAACCUCACCUCCUGGGAGGAGCAGAUUGAUGUUGAUGGCUUGCACAUAUAUACCUGCAAUGUCAGCAACCCUGUCAGCUGGAAAAAUGACACCCACAACCUCACCCAGAGCUGUCUAAGAGCCUACCAGGAAUUCAGAUUUUGGCCUUUUUUGGUGACCUUCAUGAUUCUAAUCACACUGUUUCUUGGCACCCUCACCUGCUUCUGUGUGUGGAAGAGGAAGAAGCAGCAGUCACAGGCCAGCCCCAGAGAAUUUCUGACAAUUUAUGAAGAUGUCAAGGACCUGCAAACCCAGAGAAAUCAACAGCAGGAGCAGAAUUCCCCUGGAGAAGGGAGCACCAUCUACUCCAUGAUACAGUCCCAGUCUUCUGCUUCCACAUCACGAGAAACUGCAAUGACAUUGUAUUCGUACAUACAGCCUUCUCGAAAGUCUAUACACAAGAAGAAGAACCCCAGCCCUGCCUUCAAGAGCACUGUCUAUGAAGAGGUUGGCAAGAGACAACCCAAAGCCCAGAACCCUGCUCGACUGAGCCGCAAAGAGCUGGAGAGUUUUUAUGUGCAUCCCUAG